GCCCUCCUUCCAUUUCGUUACCUCGCUUUCUUCUAUCCGAAGCAGUGGUGGUGAGAAGCCGCAUGAGCAAUCACAUCUUCUCUUUCCCUUCUCUUCCUUUCGGUUUUCCGGCGAGCCUAAAACCCCCUCUUUCUCGUUUUCUCUUCUCGGCCAAAGCAGCAAGGGGCGUGAUGGUGAAGAUUGAUGGCAACGACAGAGUUUCAGCUAUCAUCGAUCUCUAUCCACCUCCCAUGGUUGACGGCAGCAAUGCGAGGCGGAGAAGGACCGGCGGUGGUGGUCUGGUCUCCCAGAAACGGUCCGGCGAGGCUGGUUCUCGACGACGGCGUUGUAAGGCGUUCACGGUGGAGAGGAGCGCUGACCAACGUGAGGCAUCAUCACCUUGAGUUCUUCUACGGCGUACAGAGCUUCUCCUCUGCUUUCGACGUUCAAAGCAGCAUCGGCAGUGGUGCGAGGUUCGUGGCAGCGGCAAUGCGUGACGGCGGCGGAGACGACGGAGCCCGGCAGUGGCGUCCUUCCCUUCCCAGGCGAGCUUCCGGCAGUGCGUUGGACUUAGAGGGUGUUAGAGUUGCAGCUGGGAUGUUGAGGUGCCGGCGGGUGGUGAACCUACCCGUGUUCCACCUGCGGCUUUGCAUGAAGAAACGAAGAAGAAGAUGGCGGAUGGUUGGGUAGCUUCGGAGAGCGCGCUAGUGGC
Ipomoea nil (Japanese morning glory) is the source of this 691-nucleotide messenger RNA. RefSeq lists its product as uncharacterized. The transcript has 2 exons. The record is from RefSeq and is a predicted model, not a curated record. The coding region runs from base 184 to 669 and encodes 161 amino acids. NCBI's taxonomy places the organism in Eukaryota, Viridiplantae, Streptophyta, Magnoliopsida, Solanales, Convolvulaceae.